AUGAAAUUUGGCGACGAUAACCGACUGUAUGCCAUAAAUCCGGAAGCAGGAUUUUUUGGCGUGGCACCAGGAACAUCCAAUAAAACCAAUCCAAUGGCUAUGGCAUCAUUUCAAAAAAACAGCAUUUUUACAAAUGUUGCCGAAACUGCCGAUGGUGAAUAUUAUUGGGAAGGCCUGGAAAAGGAGAUCAAGAAUCCAAAAGUUGAAAUGACAAAUUGGCUGGGCCAAAAGUGGAAAAUUGGCGAUAAGGGCGAAGCAGCUCAUCCUAACUCUCGGUUCACCUGCCCGGCCAGUCAAUGCCCAAUAAUACAUCCGAAAUGGGAGGCGCCUGGUGGAGUACCAAUCGAGGCGUUUAUUUUUGGUGGCCGGAGGUAA
Messenger RNA from Gongylonema pulchrum, 375 nucleotides. The record is from the annotation of a GenBank genome assembly. NCBI's taxonomy places the organism in Eukaryota, Metazoa, Nematoda, Chromadorea, Rhabditida, Gongylonematidae.